Messenger RNA from Emiliania huxleyi CCMP1516, 828 nucleotides. RefSeq lists its product as hypothetical. Gene Ontology annotation, biological process: autophagy; peptidyl-serine phosphorylation. Gene Ontology annotation, molecular function: ATP binding; protein serine/threonine kinase activity. Bases 1 to 828 code for a protein of 275 amino acids. The transcript has 8 exons. The record is from RefSeq and is a predicted model, not a curated record. Lineage: Eukaryota; Haptophyta; Isochrysidales; Noelaerhabdaceae. Gene Ontology annotation, cellular component: cytoplasm.
AUGCCGAUAGUUCGGGCCGGGCCGAACACAUCGACGUGGCAGUGCCCGCCGGCCCCCGCCCUCCACCCGUGCGAGUCGAGGCGGUGGGAACUGAGCCAACUACGCAAUCCGGAGGCCUUGAGCUUGGACGCAUCUUGGGCUCCGGUCCGACUUGGAAAGUGGACUGGCACCGGCGAGCUCUGCGCUGUUAAGGAGUUCGACCUCUCUGCGACCGCCCGUGCCGACAUGAUGCAUGAGGCACAGCUCAUGGAACAAUGCUCGCAUCCCCACAUUGUCAGGAUCCUGGAUGUGCGCGAAGACGGGCUUCGACUGCGCCUUGUGCUCGAGCUGUGCGAGGGACCAACUCUCCAACGGCUCCUCGACCUGCGCGGUGCCCUCCUCGAGGCCGAGGCGAGGCGCAUCUUCUCGCAGGUCUGCUCCGCGCUCUGCUACCUCCGCGAGAACCUCAUCGUGCACCGCGACGUCAAGCCGGCGAACGUGGUCCUCCUGCACGCCGUGCCCGACCACCGCCGCUCGCCGCUCGCCGGCUGCGUGAGCAAGCUGAUCGACUUUGGCUCGGUGCACGGCCAUGAGACAUGGGCGGCACUAGACAUGGACGGUUCGCUCGACUUUGAUGGCCGCACCCACGCCGCUUCGUGGCAGAACACCACCUAUCUACCCAGCAGUCCGGUCCGUCAGCGCGACUGGGCGUUGCAGUCGGCGAGUGUUGCGGAGGAGCGUACCAUCGCGGUGACGCCAGUCGGAACCCGCCACUGGCGCGCGACAGACCCGCCCUGCGGCGCCCUCCCGUCGCGCCCCCUCUUUAUCGUGCCAGUCGUGUCGCACUAG